CGGCGGCCUCUCCUCCUCCUCCUCCUCUCCCCACCCCAGUCAGUCUGCCCGCUCGUCUCCUACCGUGCACACGGCCGCUCGCCUCGCCGCUCGCAGACGCAGACGUUCGGACAACAAGCAAAGGCCACCACUUCUGAUCAAUCCUGCUUGAUAUUCACUGUGGACCAUAAACGAGUCAGUGUGUUCGAGUGAUGUCCAGGAUGAAAAUUACGUAUGGUGCCGAGAAGGGCCCGUGCCGGGUGUGCGGCGCCGAGGGGCGUGCUUGCGCUCGCUGCCUCGUCGACUUCUACUGCGGCAAGCUCCACCAGACCCAGGACUGGCCGCGCCACAAGAGGGGCUGCGGUGCCCUCGAGGUCCGCGAAGACGCGCGUUUUGGGCGCUACGCUGUCGCGGCCAAGGACAUCCCAGCCGGCACCGUGCUCAUGCGCGAAUUGCCCCUCGUGACCUUUCCGACGUCCUGGCACUGCCCUGGGAGCGACAACCAGCCCUUCAGUAUGUGCGUGAGCUGUGGCGUGGAGCUGCUGCCGCUGUGCGGGCCGGAGCAGUGUGCCCGCUGCGGCUGGCCUGUCUGUGGCAAACCCUGCAGUCUCAGCGGCGAACACCGGGCCGAGUGCGAGGCCUUUCAGCGCGCAGGGUUCAAAUUGCGCAGCGCUGAUGCUAGUGCUCUGGGCAGCCGGCUCGACGCCCUGACGGCCCUGCGCGUAUGCCUUGCUGCCAAGGCGGCGGUGGUAGGACCCAUCAUCCGGAAUCUGCCCGGCUGUCUGCCUGACUUGAAAGCCAAUCUGGAGGGAGCGGGACCGUUUGCCGCCUCCGUGCGCGAAGGUCAGGACAAGUUCAGGGCGCGUGUGGACCGUGCUGUUACCUGGCUGUACGACGUCGCGAAGGUGCGCUGGUUGCCCCGCGAAGAGCUCGCCCAUGGCCUAUCCUGCGCGCUGCUGCACGGGCUGGAGGGCACGUCUGGCGAGGAGAGUCAUCUGGUUGGCGGCGUGUUUGCCGGCCUGUCCUUGGCCGGCCAUGCAUGCUACUCCAACGCUUGGCGCUACGCCUCGCGGCGCGGCAGCACAGAGAUGCUCCUGGUGGCGUCCAGGGACAUUCCGCGCGGCGAGCGAGUCACCACCAAUUUCAUGAGAGACCCGCUCAACCCAAAAUACCGCCGAGAAUUUUUUGCCCUCACUUGGGGCUUCCUGUGCCGCUGCACUCUGUGUGAGGAUCCAUCCCAGCUCGGCCUCAACCUGGACUCCUGGCAUUGCCGCUGUUGGGAACACACCACCUGCAGCGAGCUGGUGGCGGUGCUGGAUGGCGUUCGCUGGCGCUGUGCGGGCUGCGGCUGCGAGGGUGCUAUUUCUCCAUCAGACGGUGAGGCUUUUCUGGGAGGCAUCCUGGAUGCGGCGCUCGGCGGUGUGGUCAAGGGUAAUCACUUCCUAGCGGACGGCAGGGUCAUGCUCGGCGGCACUGCCCUAGAUGGUGCGCAGGGUGCCGGCUACUCCUUCAUGCUUGAAGAGCUCUUUCAACAGUUGCUGUCAGAGCGGGAAAGCACUAUUGCGCAGUGGGAAGAGCUAAUUCAAGAUGCCCUCCCGCCAAACGGACCCUUGCACCCAACGCACCACUUAGUCCUGCGCGCGAAGCGCCAAAUUCUGUGCCCGGACACGGAUGGCGUGGAGAGGGAUAUUGUCAACCUCAAGCUGCGCAUACCGAAGACCAUGAAAGACGCACAGACUCUGGCGAAGCACGGUCGCGACCUGCUGGCAGCUGUGGAAGUUCUUCGGCCCGGGAUUAAUCAUUGCAGGGCAGAUCUUUUGCGGCAGCUGGUUGUCUUGUCGUUCACACGCAUGACCCUGUUCGCAAGUCAAUUCAAGCAGAAUUUGUGGCGCAGACAGCAGGACGAGUGGAAGGCAAUGGUUGAAGAGUUUGCUAAGCAAAUGAAAGAUUUAAAGACUAUUUCAGUAAGCCCUUACGAGAGAGAAAUUUAUCAGUCGCUGGCAGGGCAGAAUUCUUCCCUGCUUCGCUCAAAACUGCAUCCAGUAUUAAGAAAGGGGGCUCUAGUGUUGGAAACGAUUUUUUAAUGGUACUCAGGCCAAGAUAUUUACUUUCAUUUCUUCUGAUUAUUUAUUGUGUCUGUUGAAAAUGUCACUAUUGAUGUAUUUCAGUACCAUCAUAAAUUGCUAAAAUUA
Molecule: messenger RNA, 2171 nt
Organism: Frankliniella occidentalis (western flower thrips)
Lineage: Eukaryota; Metazoa; Arthropoda; Insecta; Thysanoptera; Thripidae
Product: SET domain-containing protein SmydA-8-like
Exons: 12
Coding region: 192-2063 (623 amino acids)
Source: RefSeq, a predicted model, not a curated record